UGGAUUAAAGGCCUGCACCUUGCACCACUUAGAUUUGGGGGUGGGGGGAACAGGGUCUUUUUAUAUAAUAUUGCAAACCCGAAAUCCUUAUCCUCCUGUCUCAUGUCCCAGCCUCCCAAGUGCUGGGAUUACAGGCAUGUGUCACCAGGCUUGGUAAGGUCUUGAGGAGGGGGUUGAAAUUUUAAAGAAAAAGUUAGGAUACUUGGGGGUAGGACAUGAAGAUUCUGGAAAUGAGGGUGGGGUUGGGUAAGGAGGCUUAAAGUUGGGGUUCUGUUACUGGUGACAGUAUUUGGAUCUGAGUUUUGAAUGGUAUCUGCAGGUCCCUGAUAUAAUAGUGUGUCAGAUUUGCCCGGAUUUAGAGCGGGCAGUCCAUCCUACAGCAUCAGCUAAUAUUUUCUUUUUUGGGGGGGAUGGGAUUGGAUUUUUUUUAAUGUAUACAGUAUUCUGCACUACAUGUAUGCCUGUGUACCCUAAGAGGGAACCAGAUCUCAUUAUAGAUGGCUGUGAGCCACCAUGUGGUUGCUGGGAAUUGAACUCAGGACCUCUGGAAGAACAACCAGUGCUCUUAACCUCUGAGCCAUCUCUCCAGCCAAGCCUUUUCUAUAAAAGACCAGGUAAUGAAUUAUUUCAGGCCAUACAAUCAUUGAUGCAGUUCUGCUAUUUUAGAAUGAAAGCAGCCAUCAUUUGUUUCCAUAGAAUUUAAUUUACAAAGAUAGGCAGUGGGCUGGACUUAAUUCUUGGCUUGUAAUUUGCUUACCUUUCUGUUUCAUUGGCAUGUUCAAGUUUAUUUUGUGAAGGGUUAUUUUUUCUUUUUGUUUUCUUUUCCUUUUGUUUAUUUGUUUCUUUUUUGGACAAGGUCUGGCUAUGUAGCCCAGACUGGCCUGGAACUCUCUAUCUUGUUGCCUCAGCCUCUCCAGAUCUGGGAUCAUAGGCACUCAUCACCUCCCUAGAUCUGGGAUCUUAGGUGCUCAUCACCUCCCCAGAUCUGGGAUUAUAGGUACUCAACACCAUGCCCUGGUGAAGGGUUGUUUUCAUGUUGACAUGUCUGGAAGGAGAUGGGCCAAAGAUGCAGGAGAGUAAGCGUCUGCUACUUGCUGGUGUCAUGUGGAGCUCCCUACUACCAUCGUGGUCCUGAGAUUGAGUGACUACCUGCUAUUUGCCAUCAUCUCCCAGCAUGGACAGGGGCAGCCUCCUGCCCUUCCAGCUCUGGUGCCCCCGGCCCUUCGGCACAUAUUCCCAGAACCAACCACGCCCACCUUCUGCAGCCCUCAAGCCGCCAGCCUGCUCUGACACAAGCAGUGGAACUGAGCCUGACCAUGGACCUGCACACUCAGAGAACACACCACCUACCUUGACUGCAGAAGCCCCCACCUCCCAACAUGCUCCACUUCUCUCUUCAACAGCUGCUGGUGAUGAGGGCCGAGUCCUGCUGGACACAUGGUAUGUAAUCAAGCCUGGAAACACAAAGGAAAAGGUGGCCUUCUUUGUAGCCCACCAGUGUGGUGGAGGUAGCCGGGCUAGCUCUAUGAAGAUCAAAGGGCACUGGGGCAGCGAUAGUUCCAAAGCCAAGAGGAGGAGGCGCUGCCUUGAGCCCACGAAGGCUCCUCCAGACCCAGGGGGCAGAAGAGGAGCCCCUGCCACUGAGGGGGCCCCCACGACAUCCGGAGAUGAUGUAGACCUGCUCUCCGUAGCGGAAAUGGUGGCCCUGGUCGAACAGAGAGCUGCCUUGGCCCUGCAGAGUUACCCACGCCCCACCACCCCAGCUCCGGUGGUCUUUGUGUCAGCUGAGCAGGGGGGACCAGCCAAGGGGUUAGGGUCAGAAAAACGAUCUGGUGGUGGUGACUGUAGCCGAGUUGCUGAGGCAGUGGCCCACUUUGAGGCCCAGCGGGACAGCCCUCCAACCAAGGGUCUCCGCAAGGAGGAGCGGCCAGGUCCUGGGCCUGGUGAGGUACGUAUCGCUUUCCGCAUCUCCAACGGCCGAGAGCCCUGUUCACCAGAUGGCAAUUUACCUACUUGGAGUGGAGGCCAGCCUGGUAGUCCCUACCCUGGUAGUCCCGGGCCUGGGGCUCGAGCCAAAGACAAAAUCACCUGCGACUUGUACCAGCUUAUCAGUCCCUCCAGGGAUGCCCUUCCCAGCAACAUGGAGUUCCUCCUGGCCAGGGCAGACGAAGCCAGUGAAGGUGAGACACCAACCCCGGCCAGGCCUGAGGAUACUCCCCCAGCCCCUCCUCCACCCCCUGCCAGGGACUGUGGAGCAUCAGGGUUCCAUGUGGAUGUGGUGGUGACAGGUGUAGUGGAUGAGUGCAUCUUCUUUGGCAAAGAUGGCACCAAGAACGUAAAGGAAGAGACUGUCUGCCUGACAGUGAGCCCUGAGGAGCCACCCCCACCUGGCCAGCUCUUUUUCCUCCAGUCCCGGGGUCCAGAAGGGCCGCCUGAGCCACCCCCAGCUGAUACACCAAGUACAGUGCCAGGUCCCGACGAUUCGGAGGGCCCAACGGACACCUCCCUGUGCCGCCUGUACCGGCAUGUGUCGCAUGACUUCCUGGAGAUUCGCUUCAAAAUCCAGCGACUUCUGGAGCCACGGCAGUACAUGCUGCUGCUGCCUGAGCAUGUGCUGGUCAAGAUCUUCAGCUUCCUGCCCACCCGAGCCCUGGCAGCCCUUAAGUGUACCUGCCACCACUUUAAGGGCAUCAUCGAGGCUUUUGGUGUGCGUGCCACGGACUCGCGCUGGAACCGGGACCCACUCUAUCGCGAUGACCCUUGUAAGCAGUGCCGCAAGAGAUAUGAGAAGGGCGAUGUGUCACUCUGCCGCUGGCACCCCAAGCCCUACCACCACGACCUGCCUUAUGGACGUUCCUACUGGAUGUGCUGCCGCAGAGCCGAUCGCGAGACACCAGGCUGUCGCUUGGGCCUGCACGACAACAACUGGGUGCUGCCGUGCAAUGGAGUGGGCGGGGGCCGAGCUGGUCGGGAAGAGGGAAGGUGAAGCCCGGGGAUGAGGGGACACCUGCUAUACCUAACCCCUUCCCGCUUUGCUGGGAGCUGGGGACCAGGACUGAGUCACCAGCCAACACCUACCAGUCCAUCCAGCGUUGAUCUCCCGCUAGAACUGGGACCAGGUUUGGGGGUCGGUGGGUAAAUACCCUGGUUGACCCCUGUUGGUUUUCUACUCUUCAGAGCCAGGGCCAUGGACCCUCAGAGAGGGUUAUGUUUUUUGUUUUUUAUCAGCAUCUCAAUUGCGCCUGUGUCAAGCCCCAACUCCAUCCCUGAGUCUCUCCACCCCAGGGACCCACCAGCAGGGAGCAGAUGGCAGCUAAUUUUGGUACCACCUGAGGCUUUCCUCAAGCUGGCCCUCCCCAUUCUGUGCCUCCCCGAGUUCUUUGUUCACCCAAAGGGCUGCAGUCUCAAAGGUUGACACCUCCAGGCCAUUAGCUUGCAACUCAAGUCAGCACUUUUUGGAGGCAGGCAGCCCACCAUUUCUAGAUGUUUUCCUCAUUAAAUAAAAAAAUGAUUUCUUCUGAACUACAGUCUCUCCCUCCCCCACCCCAGGGAAAGUGGGGGAGAUCCCCUCAAGUAUAGAGAUCCCUCUUUAAGCUCUUGUCACUGACUCCCCAGUAAAGCUGUGAAGCCCCUUUCCUCAAAGGGCAAGGACAGUGGGUCUGAAUUUCAGGUGAUCUUCCUUCCACAUGGGGUACUCAGGCCUUCGGGUCUCUGCACCUUCCUCCCCACACCUCAAGUUUCUUUAGAAUCCUUUGCUUAGGUAGGCCUUGAUUUUUAGGCAAGAUUUUUGGUCCAAGAUUUUUUUUUUUAAUUUAUUUUUCUAUUGGUUUUUCGAGACAGGGUUUACUGUGUAGUCCUGACUAUGCUGGAACAAACUCUGUAGACCAGGCUGGCCUCAGACUCAGAGAUCUGCCUACCUCUGCCUUUUGAGUGCUGGGAUUAAAGGCCUGGGCCACCACCACCUGUCAGUUCAAGACCUUUUUGUUUAAGGUUUUUCCUCUUUUGGGGGUUUUUUAUUUUGUUUGUUUUCUCUUUCAUUGUUCUGGAAGCUUCUAGUGUGUGGCAUCUGACCAAUUUUGAAUUGGUCCUUUCUAUAAAAUCAAUAUUUAUAAAGCA
This is a messenger RNA of Arvicola amphibius (Eurasian water vole), 4116 nucleotides long. RefSeq names its product F-box protein 46 (gene Fbxo46). The transcript has 2 exons. NCBI's taxonomy places the organism in Eukaryota, Metazoa, Chordata, Mammalia, Rodentia, Cricetidae. The coding region runs from base 1175 to 2986 and encodes 603 amino acids. The record is from RefSeq and is a predicted model, not a curated record. Gene Ontology annotation, molecular function: protein binding.